CAAAACUCCAAUAUUAGCAUAUUGCUUAAGACUGUUAAAUAAAAAUGUUGAAAUUUAUUUUUGCAAUUUUCGUACUGGGCGUUUUGGUGGACGCUGAGAAAGUCGACCCAAAAAAGUUUCCAUUCAUAGUUUCUAUUAGGAAAGAUGAUAGUCAUAUGUGCGCUGGAAGCAUGCUGUUGAGCAACAUCGUCAUAACGGCGGCCUCUUGUGUCAAAGACUCAAAACCUGAAUCGCUGGUCGUUCAUGUUGGCACAAUUAACUUAAAAGAAAAAGGAGAUGCCUAUAAGGUAUUGGAAAUAAAAAUGCAUCCAAAUUACAAUGGUGAAAAGUAUGAAUACGCGGCUGGUUUGCUGAUAACCGAAGAGAUGGAAUAUAAGUCAACAGUGCGACCAGUUGGUAUAUCAGUAGGUGAAACUGGUAAGGGAGUAGAAUUGACGGCAGCUGGAUGGAAGUUGAAAGGUGACAGAAGUCCAAAUGGUUUAUUGCAAUCUAAAAUGGUAACUUCUCUCUCGAAUGAUGCUUGUGGCAAGAAACUGAAGACAUCUGUACCCGAUUCCGUAAUCUGUACCGAAAAUGACUCUAGUUAUAAUAAAGACCGAGAAUAUUUUAGUGAUGUUGGCGGCCCUGUGCUAGGAAAGGAGGCGAUAGUUGGUGUCAUUCUUGCAUCGAAUCGGCCGUCGAAGUCCAGCCAGCCAGAUAUAAAUGCUCGAAUAUCGCCAAUGCUGCAGUGGAUAAUGGACACUGUGGAAAAUUCCUAGACCAGGAAGAGCAUUCCAGAACCUUUUUACCCAAAUUAAUAUAAAAAUUUGGCCCUUCAUCGAUCCUUAUAUAAUAAUUAAAAGGUUAUAGCAUCU
Pieris rapae (cabbage white) is the source of this 854-nucleotide messenger RNA. RefSeq names its product trypsin 3A1-like. NCBI's taxonomy places the organism in Eukaryota, Metazoa, Arthropoda, Insecta, Lepidoptera, Pieridae. Gene Ontology annotation, molecular function: serine-type endopeptidase activity. The transcript has 5 exons. Gene Ontology annotation, biological process: proteolysis. The record is from RefSeq and is a predicted model, not a curated record. Bases 45 to 758 code for a protein of 237 amino acids.